AUGGAUAGAAGCUCAAUCCCACAUGUGACAAGCAGCGCCGUGAACAAUAAUAAUCAGGGCAAUAAUGGAAAUAAUACGGCUUUAAGCAUCGAUAUCUCUAACAUCGAUGCUAAUACAAAAGCGUAUAUAGAUGCAGCCUGCCAAGCAUCGUCAAAUGCAAUUAUCUGCACCAUCAAGUCAUACAUUAAUCAGACAACCACAACACAAAUGGACCUGAUUAGUAAGAUGAAUAAACGAUUAGACACUUUUAUUACUCAACAGCAAAAACAGAACCCCAACUCAACAAAGACAGGGAAACCAGGACAGCACCACCAACAGAAGUCACAAUCAUGA
Racocetra persica is the source of this 333-nucleotide messenger RNA. NCBI's taxonomy places the organism in Eukaryota, Fungi, Glomeromycota, Glomeromycetes, Diversisporales, Gigasporaceae. The record is from the annotation of a GenBank genome assembly.